AUGUCGUCUUAUUUCUGCAUGAGCUGGAUUCUUCUGAUUCUCUUUACAGGCCCCACAGUAUCAGGAUCGCUAGUGAAAGGAAAGGUUGGUCAGAACAUCACUGUGCCCUGCUUUUACAGUGUUAAGACGACAUGGGACAUCACGUCAAUGUGCUGGGGUCGUGGCAGCUGCCCUGUUUCAAAAUGUUAUCAGACCAUUAUCUGGACAGAUGGAUGGAGGGUGACGGAGCAGCACAACAGCAGGUAUAUGUUGAAAGGGAACCUGCCGAUGGGCGACGUGUCCCUCACAAUCGUGAACGCCGAGGAAGCGGACAGCGGGAUAUACUGCUGCCGCGUGGAGAUCUCAGGGUGGUUCAAUGACCAGACAAGUAAUUACAAGGUCGUGAUAGAGAAAGCUAGGACCUCUACUGCAAGUCCUCACACUUACACCUCUGAACAGACCUCAGCUCCUGGGAGUGCCAGCAAGUCAUCCUUUACCACCACAAGAACAUGGCCAUCGGUUUCUGCUUCGGAAGCUCCUCGGACUGCCUCUGGUCCCUGCUCAAGCACCUCAGACUGCUUGGACGUAACCUCAAAGCUGCAGAACGUGUCUGUAUCACUUCCCAGUCAUCAGUAUUCAGAAAAUGGGCUAUACAUUGGGAUUGGUUUAUGUGUGGUACUUCUAGCCAUCCUUAUUUUGGCUCUGUUCCUCACUAGGCAAUAUUUAUACAAUACGAAGAAGACAGGUGACUUUGCAAACUUUAUUGCAUAUUGGAGACCGGAACAUGUGGGGAACCAUAGUGCCCUGGAAGAGGAGACCCAUGCAGAGGAAAACAUUUAUAUAAUACACUAA
Phaethon lepturus (White-tailed tropicbird) is the source of this 831-nucleotide messenger RNA. RefSeq names its product hepatitis A virus cellular receptor 1 homolog. Bases 1 to 831 code for a protein of 276 amino acids. NCBI's taxonomy places the organism in Eukaryota, Metazoa, Chordata, Aves, Phaethontiformes, Phaethontidae. The transcript is spliced from 8 exons. The record is from RefSeq and is a predicted model, not a curated record.